AAGUACCUCGACUUGUCUUUGUGCGACGCGCGAAGACCAACGGAACGCUAGCCACUUCGCACUUACUACCUUUUAGCACUCACCUAACAGAAUCACUCUACACGAGAACGGUGUAAGCGACGCGUUUAUCAGUAUAGUCUCUUACGUUUUUCGUCGCGAGCCGCGGUCGUGGGAAAGCCCGUGCGGAGCGCGUUCCCACACACUCGCGCGGCACAAGCCAACCGAUAAAUUAUCAUAAUUCCAUUGUGAGUGAGACGGUACUAAGAAAUUUUAUACUUCAUCAAUCGCCGCGUUGAAUACAUUAGCGCGUGGGUCGCUUUGUCGAUGUGAUGACGACCGGGAGCGACAAGACCGCCUUGUUUUUCUAUCACGUAUCUUUUAUGACAAGGGUUAAUUUAAGUGGGACUGAUGAUAUAGGUAUAUUGGUACCUAUGGGUGUGAAAAUAAACGGAAUGCUCCACCCACGGUCUAUCGUAAGAGGCGCUCAGCUUUUGAAGGAUUCCCAUAUCGGCUAGGUGUCGAAGACUCUUCAAAUGUCUACUUUUUAAGCCUAAAAGUCCAAAAUGUCGCAUAUUUGGGUUCUUGUGGAGUGGGUGGAUGAAAGUGAUAUGUUCUCAUCGUAUGGGGUUGUUCAAGUGGAUCCCUUGAUGUAUAGUGAGAGUGAGCUGAACCCUGGAAGAGUGUUACUGAUUGGAUUAAGACACGAGGGCACUGCAAGACAUGGCCGGAUUAUUACCUUAUCGGAAAAUAAACACCACGUGAAAGCUCACAAAAAGUUAUUGGAAAGAAAAGAUAGCCAGGUAAAGAAUGUACUCCAGAUGUGCAUGCAGACGAUUAAGGGAAUGCAAUCAGAUCAGUUCCUAGGUGGAGGUCUGAGCUCAAUGAGCAUGAGCAGUACCCACAGUAUGGUGAACGCCCGCGGUGGUCCUUCAAAACCACCGAGGGUUCUGAUGGCAGCCGACUCCGAUGACACCUCUAGCAGCGAUGAAGAUAGUAUGCCGACUCGCAGUAUGAAAUCCUUUUACAAUACGCAUACACUUAAGCCGUCUCUCGUUCGUCGUAAAGAUGCAAGGAGACGUUACAGCAGCAUUUUCAUCUCGCAUGAGGAAAAAGAAAGACCAAUGAUGGCCAGUACCCCAUUACCAAGUUUUAGGUCAGAGACGCCGAAAGUUACCUUCGAUCAAUCUACUCAGACUGAAAACUCAGAUGCAAUUCUUUUUGAGAAAAAACUUCGACAAUUAUACUGCUAUUUUCAAUCACUAACUGCUUCCUUACAACUCUAUAAAGCACCCGGGUGUAGUAUGAUUGAUCGUAUAAUUCUGCCACCGAAAUAUGAUACCACGGAUGUUAACGUAAUAGCCGAAACUGUUGAUAAUAUGACGCUUGAUGAGAUUAUAGCCGAGCUCGAGCCGCCGGUUCAGAUUGAUAUGGAUGAAAUGAUCAGUGAUCUAACUGUCACUGAAGAUGAACAGGAUAUGAAUUUAACAAAUGAAGAAGACAAUCCUGUACCAAAUGAAGUGCGUGUGCGCAGAAUGUCAGCACAGACUACGAAUAGUGUUGACCAAGGAAAUAUUGGUUCUGAUAUGGUACCGAUUGGAAAUGGAAUCGCUGUUGUUCCAGCUAGGCUCUUGAACGAAAUCGACUGGAAUUCCUACACCACAGCGACUAGACAGCUACUGCAGGCAAUUUUUCCACGAAGAACUUUAGCAACUCAUUCGCUUACUGGCAGACCGUCUCCAGCUUUCAUGAACAAACCACCAAAGAAGUGCCUGAAUCCCCAAAUAGUUGAAGACAUCGUGACCACAGUAUCGCAGCGAUGUGGAGUCGAGAAAAGACUUGUUAGGAACAGCAUAACCAUAAAGUGCACGGACGAGGCGAAAUUGUACCGCAACAGGCAGCAGUUCAGGCUAACGCGUUCCGCCCUGAACAAACUCGACGAUUCCGCGCCGCCGUCCACCUCCUCCUCCGACGGUUCUGUGGCUACGAGUUAAAUAAUUCAAUGACAUUAUUAUUAAAUAGGCGAAGUUGUACCACAUCAAGCAGCAGUUCAAGCUGACGCGCUCCGCCCUCGACGAUAUCGCA
Amyelois transitella is the source of this 2082-nucleotide messenger RNA. RefSeq lists its product as uncharacterized. Gene Ontology annotation, biological process: negative regulation of Notch signaling pathway; positive regulation of neuron differentiation. Gene Ontology annotation, cellular component: nucleus. The record is from RefSeq and is a predicted model, not a curated record. The coding region runs from base 564 to 1991 and encodes 475 amino acids. Lineage: Eukaryota; Metazoa; Arthropoda; Insecta; Lepidoptera; Pyralidae. Gene Ontology annotation, molecular function: transcription corepressor activity; DNA binding. The transcript has 8 exons.